AUGAAACGUUCAGCAGCGGCAUCAAGCACCGUCGGUAGUGGCAGUGGCGGCAAACAGCAGAGACCGUUAGAGCAGGAUGGGGAAUUGCGUGCUGCACCAGCAGCAGCAACUGCAACAACAACAGUGGCUGCAGCUGCAGCAGCAACAGCAACAGCAGUGGCAUUAACAACAGUGAUUGCAGGUGCACCAGCAGCAGCAACUGCAACAACAACAGUGGCUGCAGCUGCAGCAGCAACAGCAACAGCAGUGGCAUUAACAACAGUGAUUGCAGGUGCACCAGCAGCAGCAACUGCAACAACAACAGUGGCUGCAGCUGCAGCAGCAACAGCAACAGCAGUGGCAUUAACAACAGUGAUUGCAGGUGCACCACCAGCAGCAACUGCAACAACAACAGUGGCUGCAGCUGCAGCAGCAACAGCAACAGCAGUGGCAUUAACAACAGUGAUUGCAGGUGCACCACCAGCAGCAACUGCAACAACAACAGUGGCUGCAGCUGCAGCAGCAACAGCAACAGCAGUGCCAUCAGCUGCACCAGCAGCAGCAGUGGCAUGA
This is a messenger RNA of Schistocerca serialis cubense, 552 nucleotides long. Its product is annotated as antifreeze protein Maxi-like. The record is from RefSeq and is a predicted model, not a curated record. NCBI's taxonomy places the organism in Eukaryota, Metazoa, Arthropoda, Insecta, Orthoptera, Acrididae. Bases 1 to 552 code for a protein of 183 amino acids. The transcript is spliced from 2 exons.